Linum trigynum is the source of this 4751-nucleotide messenger RNA. The record is from the annotation of a GenBank genome assembly. NCBI's taxonomy places the organism in Eukaryota, Viridiplantae, Streptophyta, Magnoliopsida, Malpighiales, Linaceae.
UACUGCUGCUGAAUUAGGGAGAGAGAGAGAGGGCCCCUUCCAUUUCCUUCACAUAAUUGAGAUGCACAGAUGCAGUUAAGAAUGUAGAACUGAUAAAACAGAGCAUACUGUUGAAAUUUGAGCACACUGCCAUGUAAUAGAAAGACAACAUAAGUCACUCAUCAUGCUUCAGAUGUAAGCAUCCUACUGAGUAUAAUAUUGCACACAAUUAUAGGGAAAUGGUUGUCAUGUUUGCGGUUUUGAACCGCAACCGCGCGGUUUCUGUUUGAGCCGACCGCGAACCGUGUAACAUGUAAACGCAGGUUGGACGGCAGGCUAAAUGGUGCAAUUUGGUUUGACCGCAUAUGAGAUCCGGUGCGAUCAGAACGCACCAAUGCCCACCCCUGGUACGAAUCUGUGGAACCAGAAUUUGGCCACCAACCAGUAACGUUAGCCUGUAGGUUGCUUAGAGCAGAGAGACCAGUUGAUUCGGAGCAUCAGACACAAUCAAGUUGGAUUACUAGCUUUGACAGAGAAGGUAGUCUCUGAAUUGAGGCCAGGAUUCGAGUACUAUUUAGAUGUCAAGCCGCUUUUCAUGGGUUGAUAGUGUCGUGAGAUGAGGGCAAGUCGACAUCCUUAAAGUCUGCAACUUUCUCAAACAUAAGAGAUUCCCAAAUCCUUGGACGGGAGUUAAACCCUCAGAGUCAGCACAAAUAACAUAGAACACUUGCAAUGAUUUCAGCCCCGAUUUGUCCCAUCAACUAUCUCGAGAGCUUCCAAAGAUCUCGGCCCGCUAAGGCCUUGGAUAUCUCGAAGCAUUGGGCAGUAAAACAUGGGUAAUUCAAUUAAGUUCUCGAGAUUCUCUAGACUUAACAGCUACUCCAGUUGUAGAGACUGAAAUGUAAACAUUGAGCAGAGGCAUCAGCAGAGCAGCUGAGAACCAGGAGUGACAGUAGGAUUUGUGGAAAUGAAGUUUGUUUCAACUUGGAUAACUUCCACCCAUCCAUGUGGUAAGUUACAGGGAUCUGAAGCCCAUGCCACUGCAUUCAACUGUCAAUUCUUCCAACCCCAAAAGUUCUGAAAAUGUGUGCAAUUGAAGACGAAGUGCUUAGCACCUUCAAACUAGCGAAAAGCUUAAUCCACUCGCACACCUUGCUCCCAUGUUUGCAAAGUUCCUAUCAUUCUCAAGUUUUUUUUUUUUAAUGAAAUUAAGACUCAUGCCCAACCACAGAACAAGACCCCUGGUAGUACACAGUAGACCAUGGUACACAGAUAAAAUAAGACUCCUGUCCAACCACAGAACAAGGGUCGGCCAAAAAUCAAGCUUGUUGCAUUAUAUGAGUUGUUCUUUGGAGAGAAGACAACCAAUCUUCACCCUGUUGCCUGUUAAUCACCCAAGCAGCAGAUAGUCAGUGUAAAAGCCGGAAUCCAAUUCUUUGGGUAACAAUCUGCCAAGUACUAUACUGAUCCAUAAAAGUAAGCUUAUUAAGUUCUUUCCACAGUUCUCAACAAUAGGCAUGUAGAAUACAUCGAUUCAACCAUUCAUGCCACACAGUUGUUGUUGACGAUGACCACCCUUUAACCAUCUCAACAAGGAUCUCUGUACUGCUGAAUGAUCCCCUGCAUCAUAAGUAACAGAGAAUUCCUUGCUCUUUUGGCUUAAUCACAGUGGAGUAGAAGAUGAUCAGCAGACUCCUCGGCUUUGAUGCAAAGGAUGCAUCUAUUAGCGAGCAGCCACCACGAUGUUGCAAACUAUGCUGAGUUAGAAUGCGCCUGUAGUAAGCAAGCCAUAGAGAAGUACACACCUUGAGUGGGAUCUCCGAACACCAAAAGACCUUGCUGGGGAAACCCAAAUCACCUGGAAACUUUGUAGAGGUUAGCCAUUUGUACAUAGAGUUAACAAUAUACCCCUGCUCAAGAUUUUAAGAGAUGUUAAUUUGCCAAUAUCAGCAAGUACACCUCUUAGACUAUUCUCACACGCAAUAUACCUAACAUCAAGCUCCCGAAGCCCCUUCAGCAUCCCAAUAGUUCCCCCAGUUAUGCUUCUUACUUCACAAUUCAUCAGAUGCGGCACUUUUAAGUUCCUCUCAGCUUUGAAUAUCUAGCUCCCCGGACCUCGCUCUGACACCAUCAAAAUAUAACCUUUCUAGACCCUCAGUUUUGGGUAAGUGAGGGAGCUAGGUAAGGAAAUGGCACUCAGAACAGAAAGAUCCAGAAUUUUCAACGUGUUCGCCGCCAUGCACAAGUUGAAAGGGCAAAACCUUAACAUGACUCCAGCCUCCCCAGUUGUUUGUUACUUGGCUUGACUUGACAUUCAGAAAUUGUCAAAUUCUUCGUAGUUAGGCGAGUACCAGCAUUUUUAUGGUGGUGCAAAAAGCCAUCAAAGAUUUGGCAGAAGAUUGCCGAAGUCUCCAGGCGGUCUAGGGACUAAGCCAGUUAUCCUUGUAUGCAAAUCACAAGAGAAUCUGCUACAGUAUCCAAUGACCAAACAGUCCCAUUCUUUGUCGAGCCAUAUAUGAAAGUUCAUCCUUCACUGGGUUGAUUCCCUACUGCUCUUUCCUAGUGUAAUGCGACUGAUCUUCAAAUACAACUUCAGGACGUCAGCGGAAGAACUGAAUACCACCUAUACUUUCAAGAAUUCAAAGGAAAUCAUCACUGGACAUGAGCAGCACAGAAGAAUUAGCAUCCUGAAGUCUGCAAGAAGAUGCCGCAACAGAGAGGAACUUAUCAGAGGUAGGGCUAUUCUGACUUUCCAAAACAAGCUACAAUUGAGGGAAGAGUUGAGAACAAGAUGGUGUCGCAGAUAAAAUUUUAAGGUCAGAAAACAGAGAUGUUCUAUGAAGAUCUUUCCUUUCUACUAGAAAAAACAGUAGGCUGCUAGACAUCAUGAUCAUUGACAGUUAGCACUCAGAUAUCUUAUAUAAUACAGAAGACUAAAAUAGAAUUUCUAUGUCCAUCUGAAAUUUCACUUAGGCAUGUAAUGAACUUAUAUAUUUCAACCAAGCCGAGUCCAAUAUCAAGGGUUGGAAGGAAGACCAGAAAUGACUUGAAAGCAAAAUGCUUCAUUUCAAUUGUAUAUAAAAACUACGAAAAGUGAAAAUUGGAAAUGAAACCAACAGGAAGAGCCUGCAGGACAAAGCAAGAUCCCUCCUAAGACACAAAUCUUUACUUACAGACCAGCAGAAUGGUAACGGGGUAUAACACAUGAAUGUUUAGGAUAGAUACCCUGUGAACUUGCAGUCUGUUUGGAACAAACAAAGUUCAACAGAAAGAGCAAGGACUAAGCAAUAAUCUGUCUCAGAUACAUCCAACAUGCAUUAUGUUUGAAACCAGAAGAAAUGCAAUCUAGCUCGAUGCCUUCAGUCUAAAACCUUUCCCAAGUACCUUACCUCUUUAGCCACAUGAUACCAAUGAAAUGAGUUCUAAUAUGCAGAUGAAGCAAGUGACUGGUAUCAAUCAAUUGAGACAUGAAAAGUAAAUUCCCCCCCAAAAAAAUAUUUUUGCAAGUAAAGACUAGGAACUUCCAUAAUAAAGAACAGAAAAGCAAUUGCAUGUUCAGGACAGGAGGAACCAAAUGUAAUCAAUUGGCAUAUCGUCAACUAGUGAACACCAAUCCCUUCUAUGACCCUUCUUAAUGAUUUACAGCUUCGAGUUUUAAUCCCUGCUACGAGUAUAUUUACCCCAAUCAACAUGUAUGAUUUGCCACAACUAAAGAACAAAGAAGGCAAAAAGGAUAAUCAGACUAGCUUUUAAAAGCAGGAAGUAACACAGUUCCAGGUGAUGUAUCAAAAAGGCAAAAGGACAAUCAGACUAGCUUUUAAACUGAGUCCCAAUUUAACCAAUACUAGUUCUUAUAAUACUCCAAUUAGGAAUUUAGCUAAUAAACUGUCAUUGAACUUGAGAUGGUGCAUAGUGAAUUCUAAUUAGCGCACAAAGGGACAUAGCAUUCAGAGUAACAACUUCCUCUCUCAAAUAUAAAUACAAGACCUAAUGUGACUUUAUCUUUAACAAGAUAGAGCAUAUGGGCAUCCAAAAUGGCUAAAUAAUCACGUGGAGCGCUAGAACUUCUUAAUCAAACAUGGCCACCAAUCCAUGUAUUUCCUCAGACAGUAUUAAUGAUUCCAAAGUUUCCAUCUAGGUCUUUAGCUAUUGCAUUCACUGAGUAGGAUGAAAUAGAAAGGCAAUUUGAAUGAACAGACACAAUUUCACUUGUAGGAAUAAUAUGACACAACUUUCAGACCAACUUCCUUUCUCAAGCAUGGCCACCAUUCUAAUUUACAAAUUGAAUCACCCCUAGGAUUCCAGUUAGGUGCUUCGCAGAGUAGGACAGAGCAGAGGGACAACUAAAAUUAUUAGAGAUGAAUUCAAUUAUAGGAACUUUGGGAUACAACUUUCGGGCAACUUCAUUUCUCUAACGUGGCCACCAUUCCAUGUAUUUAAUUGGUUUCAACUUUCAAUUAAUCAUUCCAAAAUGCACCACUAGGACUCCAUUUUUAAUUUUCACUUGAUGGGAUAUAGCAUAAGGGCGAUCUGAGUGAUGGAAUGGUUGCAUCAACAAAAAGCAACAUGGCUACAGGUACCAUUUUAUGGGACAACAUACUCAAAAUGACAUCAACGAGGUGGUCAGUGAUUGAAUGAAAUGAUUCACAGUAGUUCAUUUUAUAUAUGGGAGAAGAAGGCAAGAUAUUGGAUGGAGUCUGCAAAAAUCGAAUGAAUAAUGUAAUAACUGCAAAAGAUGGGCAACCAAACGACAAUAAUUGGACAGCAAAAAU